GGGGGGGGAAAUCCAGAUAAGCAUUACCCACGACCCUCGCUUCCGGUUCGCAUUCGAAGCCCGCCGUAUGCGGGGCAGAAAGAUAAUACCAAGAGGGGGCGGAGCUUCGCGUUUUUGGUGUCCGGUCCCCACGACUUUUGCAUCAGCUACUUGCCCCGCGCGCUCAGUUGGGAACCGGAAGUGACGACCAAGAUCAGCUGCCUCACACUGUUUAAUGGUCAGGCCUACCUUGGAAACUAGGGAAAUAAGGCUGCAGUCCUUAUGAAGGCAGCGGGAGAAGAAGACAGGCAAGUGCUCUUUUAAGUGUUAGUGAGAUAAUUUGCAGUGCUCAGUGUUUUCAAGUGCAAUUUGAUCACAUACUGGCAAAUUCAGGUUGUACAAUCGAAGCUGAUUUGGACAUCUUGGCCAACAAGAUGAACACUUAGGCCACACUACAUUCCUUAGUUUUUGUUGCUGAUAUUGCUGUUUGUUUUAUUUUUUUGAUAAUUAUGUAUCAAUAGUCUCUCAUUUUCUCACACAAGUUCAAAUUUCCUUCAUUUCCACAAGAGGGUGGCAAACAAUAAGUUUUUCAAAAAUGCCUCAUUGCAGGCCUCUAUUCUUUUCUUAAGCUUAGACAAAGUUCAUUCUGCGGGUGAAGCUUGACUUCAGUUACUGAUGGUUCCUAAUAACUAGGUGUGCCUUUUUCAUUUUGCAAGCUUAAAAAAAAAGCUUUCUUCAAUAGUGUCACCUAGAAGGGUAGCCACACUAGUCUGUUGCAGCAAAACAAGUAGUAUUUAGAUACCUUGCAGCACAUCCUACUCAUAUCUACUCAGAGGUUUGCCCCACUGAAUUAAUUGGGACUUGUACCUAGAUAAGUGUUAAAAAGAGUAACAGAGUUUUUAUGACAUAAACAGUUCAUGACUGGAGUCCACUUCAUUAGACUUUUGGAAUGUUGUCCUUAUUUAAGACUCUGCAACAAAAUGUUGCAGUGUUGAAUACAAGUGUUCAGGUCUCCAAAAAUUCCAUUCCUCAUACUCUCUUAUUUUCUGUCCUCACUCACACAGUCAGCUAGCAGUUUAUGCCCAUAGAGGAUACCCAGUCCUCAUUUUGCUGUGUCAUCCCCCACCCAUACUUUUUCGGUGUUAUUGGACAGGUAUGUGUGGCCACUUUUGUUUCACCAAGAUUGGUACCCGGAGUAUUAAGAUUGCCUUUAGGAUAUACGAUAAUAGGUGUUUGAACAGGGAUGAUGCUGCUUGCUUGCCUGAAAACAGGAUGGAGGUGUAUUUGUAUGUUUGUAGAAACGUCUGUCUUUUUGAAUGGCUGGGGUGUAAUCUGCUGUACAAAGGGCAGAGUCACAUCCAUUAUUCUAGCCUCCUUUGCAUCCUGCCCUACCCAGGGAAGCCUCAGACUGAAAAAGAUUCCACAACACUUAUCUGCUCAGAAGCAAGUCUUACCAAGCUCAGUGGGAUUUCCAGUGUGGUACAAGAGAGUGCCUGUAGCUGAAGAGCCUGGCUGCUGAAUCAGGCCAGUAGCCCCUCUAGUCCAGCAUCCUGGUCUCACAGUGGCCAGCUAGAUGCCUAUGGGAAUGUCACAAACAGGACCUGAACUGCAGCAGCUCUGGGGGAGAACACAAAUAAAAGGCCCAAUGGCAAAACAAUCUUCUGAUUUAACUUCUGAGUGCGGUAGAGAGGGUGGACAAUUGCAGCCUGCUGAAAGGCCAGCUCAGCAUCUUCGGCCUGGGGCCCCUACCUCCUUACAAACUGUGUACCAAGGUAAUCAUUCGGGCGAGCGGGACACUUCAUCACCCAGUAGCCCUCAGGGACCACUGGCACCACCCUCCAGCCCCAGUCCGUUUGCUACCAGAUCCCCGUUGUUCAUAUUUGUAAGAAGAUCCCCACUGCUGUCCAGAUCCUCCAGUGGGUAUUUCUCUUUUGACACCGACAGGAGUCCUGCACCUAUGAGUUGCGACAAGGCCACACAGACUCCGAGUCCCCCGUGUCAAGCCUUCAGUCAUUAUCUAAGCGCAAUGGGUAAGCUAGACCAUGGGUUUCUUGGAUUACCAAGCAGUAAACCACCAGAUCAUAAUUUUGCGCCUGUUGCAUUACAUCGUCCGCCUCAUAUGGAGAAUGCAGUGACUAACGCACCAAGAGGCAGCUUGGGAUUGUUUACUCGUUUCCAGUGACAGCAACCUUGAACAAAAUGUCUUUGGUCUCUGGGUGCAGGUAACAGGCCUUUCUUGACCCUGGAUACACUCAGCAAAUGAAAAGGAGCAGAAGGACUCCAUAUCAGGCGGUUUGGACCUCUUUGUGGUUUGUUUUUUUUUUUUUGUUU
Molecule: messenger RNA, 2310 nt
Organism: Podarcis raffonei (Aeolian wall lizard)
Lineage: Eukaryota; Metazoa; Chordata; Lepidosauria; Squamata; Lacertidae
Gene: BCL2L11
Product: BCL2 like 11
Exons: 5
Coding region: 1553-2161 (202 amino acids)
Biological process (GO): meiosis I
Source: RefSeq, a predicted model, not a curated record